Molecule: messenger RNA, 3855 nt
Organism: Ceratitis capitata (Mediterranean fruit fly)
Lineage: Eukaryota; Metazoa; Arthropoda; Insecta; Diptera; Tephritidae
Gene: cos
Product: kinesin-like protein costa
Exons: 4
Coding region: 1-3753 (1250 amino acids)
Biological process (GO): microtubule-based movement; mitotic spindle organization
Molecular function (GO): microtubule motor activity; ATP binding; microtubule binding
Source: RefSeq, a predicted model, not a curated record
AUGAUGGAAAUACCGAUACAAGUAGCCGUACGUAUCUACCCCUGCUUACCACCGGCUAUAACAAUACCAAUAACAGAAGCACCACCACCACCAUCAGCUGGCAAUGUUAUAGAUACGCAAACCAAUCCAAAAGCAGGAGAACAACUACAAAUAACAACGCAAAAAGAUGAUAAUGGUAAUUUUAAUGAGUAUAAUAAUGGAGGCAGUGGUAAUGAAAGCAUGCCAGCUCAGAAUGGGACACAUUCAGCGGAAACAAAUAUAUGUGUCCAAGCCAUACCCAUGGCGGCACACGGGUUUCUUAACGCUGCGCCUACAGCUCUGCCCGGCCAAUUAGACAAUGGAAUUGCCGCUGGUCUAAUGCAGGUGGGACCACAUUCAUUUCCUGUCACUCAUGCACUAUCCAUGGAUUGUACACAAAGUCAAAUUUACCAUCAAACGGUGUUUCCGCUAAUAAGCUUGUUUAUGGAAGGAUUUGAUGCGUCUGUGGUGACAUACGGUCAGCGUGGUACGGGUAAAACAUAUACAUUGUAUGGACCCGGUCUGGAUUGUUUAUACAGUGAAACGGAGCAGGGUGUAGUUCAACGUUGUGUUCGUGAAAUUUUUACACAUAUGGCAAAUCACCCAGAACGUACUUAUGCUGUUAACAUUGGUUGGGUUGAGAUAAUCGAUGAUGCUAUACGCGAUUUAUUGGGUGUGGGCAAUGUGCAUUGCAAUAGUAUUACAGAAGUAUUUCAUUGGCUACAACUCGGUUUAAAUGCUAAACAUGCCAUCAACGAUAAUGCUGAUGAUGAUGCGCCUCUUAGCCAUACACUUUUUACACUCACACUCGAACAACAAUGGGUUUCAAAAGAGGGUCUCAUUCAACAUCGCCUUUCAACAGCAAGUUUUUCCGAUUUAUGUGGUACUGAUCGCGUUUUUAUGUUAAACGCUUUGGAUCAGCCCACAAGCUUGCCGAAGGAUGUAGGUCUACAAACUUUGGAACAAGUAGUGAACACUCUCACUGAUCCAGCUCUCAUGUACGGCUCAAAUGGCAAUAUACCCUAUAACCAAACUACGUUGACAACAUUAUUGAAGGAUUCGUUCGGUGGACGGGCACAGACGUUACUCAUUUUGUCUGUUUCGCCAUUGGAACGUGAUUGCAAUGAAACUAUUUGUAAUUUACAAUUUGCCUUCAAAGUACAGUGUGUUAGAAAUUAUGUAAUUAUGAAUACCUUCUCCGAUGAUAAUACGCCCAUCUCACCAGAGGCAAUUAUGCCGGAGUUGUCAGGAGGAGGCGGACGUGGUGUGCCAGUGGGUGCGGAUACCUUUGGUUUGCAGUUCGCAGCAAGUCAAUGGUACAAAUUAGUAUCCAAUGCAGAGGGCCUGUUCUCGAAACUGGCUGCUUCAAACGCUGUAACUGAGCUGGACAAGGAGCAAAUUGAGGAAUGGCUUUUCCUCAAGCAAGAAUGCGAAGAAUGUUUAAGCUCUGCUGAAGCUAUACGAUCUCAGAAACAACUCGUACCUAUACAGGAGGCUGAGGAGCCUGAAGAAACAGCUAGCGAACCGGAAACAUCGCUUCAACAGAAUUCUGAUAAUGAAUCGGACUGUGAAUCUCAAAGACCUGAUUUAAUGGAAAAAUUAGAGACGCUUAUGGAAGAACUGCGCCUGAAGACAGACACUUUAAUACAAGGCAAAUAUAAAGAAUUCAUGCAAAGUCACCCAAAGGCGGUCAUGGAAAGUCAGGAGAGUGUUAGACACAAAGAGUCCAUGCAGAGUAUGGAACUAGUAUUGAGUGAACAGCGACCACCGUGUGAAAAAUUAGAUGAACGCAAAGCAUCGAUGGGUGGCCGUCGCCGUUCCAUACAGCCCGGCGCUAGCUUAUCCAGUGCUGAGAUCGCCAUGCUGAACCGUGUAGCUUCACGCGAACAAGCAACGCCAAAAGCAGCCGAUGACUUUCUUGACAGUUCUGGAGACUUGCAAAAUGCCGUACAACUGCGCGCAGCCAUUAAUUCACCAUUGGACAAUGUACAAAAGAAAUUGCGUAAAUUAGACACAGAUAUUGAGGCGCGUCAACGCCAAAUACAGGAGGUUGAACAAACUAUGCAGCUGAAACAAAACAUCAUCACUGAACUUGUAAAGAACAGCGACACACGUUCCACGGCCAAACAACGUUUUCACAAGAAAAAAUCCAAGCUUGAAGCUGAAUAUGAAAAGACAAAAAAGCAAUUGACAAAAGCAAUAGUACAGGGUAAAGAGAAGUCUGAGGUGGAACGCUUGCGCGCGCUUAUCGCACAUAUCGAACAGCGUUUGCAAGAUCUGGCCUCGAUGAAGCAUAUCGCCGGUGAGAGUGGUCAAAAAGUGAAGAAAUUACAACAAUCCCUACACGAAUCCAAAAAACUUAUCGAUGAUCUACAAAAGAAACUAAAGAAGGAUCGUAAAGUACACGAACAAUUAGAGCACGAACAAAAGGUCUUGAAGGAGAAAGAAAACGCUGUUAACGGCAACAAUAAAGCGCUUGUUAAACUAGAUGUGAACGCGAUGAACGGCAGCCUCCACGGAAUAGAAGAUGUUGAGCACGGCAAAAAUCUAAAAGAAGUACAAGCGCGCAUAUCACAUUUAGAUCAUGUACUGCGUGAGAAAUCGGAGAAUUUGGAGCAAUAUGGCGACAACGCCGAAGGCGCUGGUGAAAAGGAAGGCUUGCGACAUGAAAUACGCAAUCUGCGACGCACACGUGAUCACCUACUAGAACAACGUUGCUCGCUCGAUCGCAAGCUGAAACGCGAGAAAAUGCUUUCGCAUCGCGAAGAACGCAAAUUACUUGAAUGCGAUGAGGCUAUCGAAGCCAUAGAUGCGGCAAUUGAAUUUAAGAAUGAACUUAUCUGCGGACACAAGUCCAUUGACACCAGCGAACGCCUGCAGCGUGAGAAGGGCGAGCAGAUGUUGAUGGCGCGCCUGAAUAAACUCUCACCGGAAGAGAUGCGUACACUUUUAUACAAGUAUUUUACAAAAGUCAUUGAUUUGCGCGACUCCUCACGCAAACUGGAAGUGCAGCUAAUGCAAUUGGAACGUGAACGUGAUGCAUGGGAGUGGAAGGAGCGUGUACUGUCAAAUGCAGUACGACAGGCGCGUCUAGAGGGUGAACGCAAUGCGGUGCUGCUGCAGCGACAACAUGAAAUGAAACUCACCUUAAUGCUGCGUCAUCUCGCCGAAGAGACUUCGGCAUCGGCCAGUUCAUCAAGUUUCAAUGAUGCACAGCAUCAACAACAACGUUACUUACGUCCCACACACCUUGCGCUGACGCACCAGCACCAGCAACAGCAACAACAACAGUUGCAUACAGCCAACGGAGCAAUGAACACAUCAUCACAGUAUUCCGACUCUGAUCUCGAUUUAGACUUUUAUAAGAACGCCGUACCAGUGAGUGGUAAAAUUUUGAAACCACCCAAGCAUGGUGAAAUGGAAAUCUGUCCGCUACCCGAUGCCUUGGCCAAGUACAAACCCUUGGAUAAAUUCAAAGAGAAGGAACGCGAAUCGAAGAAUAAACUAUUUGCCAAAUUUCAAGUGCUCACACGCUAUGCAGGACAAUCGGUGACUACUGCAGCGGCAGUUGAUGAACAUGCUGGCGGUAGUAGCCGUAACAAGAAGGAAAAAGAGCAACUAACAGCGGCCAUACCACAAGAAAACCUAAAACGCUUAAUAUCAACACCGCCCGCCACGAAAGUGACGCGGCAAAAGAAUAAAAUCAUAAUACAGGAUGCGACACGCAAAAAUUAGUGCGUAAGUUAUACGAGAUGAGAUGGGAUGUAAGGAUAGCGCACAUCCUAUUUACUGUGCUAUUUACUUUUAAAAAAUUUUCUCUGUUAAUAUGCAGAGGGU